This is a messenger RNA of Hemicordylus capensis (graceful crag lizard), 924 nucleotides long. RefSeq lists its product as uncharacterized. The record is from RefSeq and is a predicted model, not a curated record. Lineage: Eukaryota; Metazoa; Chordata; Lepidosauria; Squamata; Cordylidae. The transcript has 3 exons. Bases 1 to 759 code for a protein of 252 amino acids.
AUGGAGCGCAAAGAGCAUCGGGGGGGCGGGAGCCCGGGCGGCGGCGGGGGGCUUCCUCCUACGCGGGCGGCGGCAGCCUCCGCCGGGGCGCCGUGCGAGGGCGAGGCUGGCUCGGUGGUGCAGCGCACCCAGGUGCUGCUGCUGGCCGGCGAGCCCGACGGAGACCCGUCGGUGCUGAGCUCCUUCGCGCAGCACGUGCUGCCCGCGGCCGGCGGCGAGCCGGCCCGGCGGACAGCAGCGGCGGCGGAUACCCCGGGCGAGCCCAGCAGCGCCCACCAGCCACCGCCGUCCUCGCAGCUUCAGCUUCCAAGCCCGGCGGCGCCGUCGGGGCAGCUGAUCUUCUUCCUGUGCCGGGCGUCCUCGCUGCAGGAGCGGGCGGAGCGCCUGCGGGAGGUGCUGCGCGGCGUGCGGGAGCAGAGCCGCGGCGCCCCGGCCGCCCUGGUGGGCGUGAUCGUGCAGCCGCGGCCCGAGGAGGAGCGGGAGGCCCGCGGGCGCCUGGAGGACCUGCUGAGCGAGGUCUUCCCGGCGGCGGCGCCCGAAGGCGUGCCCGUCGAGAUCCACACUGCCGUCUUCUCGCCCGGCAGGCCCGCGGGCGCCCUGCAGCUCUACCGGGUCCAGAAGAAGCGCCUCUCGCUCCAGAAGACGGUCAGCUCGCAUUGGCUGGACAAAUCCAUGAUGCUGCAGAUUUUGGGCGCAAUGCUGUCUGUAGGGACCGUGGUGUUUGGAGGCUACUACUUCUACAACAACCCCGUUGUGUGACGUGUGCUUUCCUGCCUGUGCGUCUCCAUCCCUGUGUGGUUAAUUAAGUUGUGCCCAUCUGGAUCUUCGGCUGUCACCCGAAAUAAAAUAAAAUCAAAAUCAAAAAGGCAAGGCUGCAUGUGUACAGUUGAGCCAACUUGGGGUCUAGUCUCCAAAUCAGGGGUU